ACCACAACACCGCCAACAUGGUUCGUCUGUCUGUUGCCGCUAUUCUUGCUUGCUCCCUCUCCGUCUACGCCCUCGGCGACCCGGCUGGAGCCAAGAACGUCGGAAAUGGCAACGGAGGCCAGUUUAUCGGUGGCCAGUGUCUCUCUAGCAAGGACUGUGCUUCGACCUGCUGCGCCUUCAUCAGCGGUGGCGGUGUCUGCUCUGGUAUCGGUGCUCAGUUCCAGGCCGGAAAGUCUGGCUGCGGCUUCGGUGACGGCGGUGCUCCUCCUGCCCAGACCACCCCCAGCGCGAGCAACAACGCCAACACCGGCAGUACCAGCGGAACCUCGGCCAACGUUCCCGCUGGCUUCAACACCGCCGUCGGUGACCCGGCCGGCGCCAAGAACCUCGGCAACGGUGCGGGCCAACAGUUCAUCACCGGAGUCUGCCUGAGCGACGCCGACUGUGCCUCCGGCUGCUGUGCCGGCCUCAACGGCGGUGCCGUCUGCUCCGGCGUCGGGGCCCAGUUCCAGAACGGCAAGACUGGCUGCGGCUUCCCCAGCACUUCCUCUCCAUCUGGCGCUGCCGCUGCCGCUCCGGCUCCGGCUGCGACUCCUGCUGCGGCUCCUGCGCAGGGCAGCAACAACGCCGCCGUCAGCGCUCCCGCCGGCUUCAACACCGCUGUUGGUGACCCAGCUGGCGUCAAGAACCUCGGAAACGGUGCGGGCCAGCAGUUCAUCACCGGAAUCUGCCUCAGCGACGCCGACUGCGCUUCCGGCUGCUGCGCCGCUCUCAACGGCGGAGCUGUCUGCUCUGGUGUUGGUGCCCAGUUCCAGAACGGAAAGACUGGCUGCGGCUUCUCUGCCAAGAAGCGAAGCGUUCCGGCCCCUCGUGUUGCUCGAAGCUUCCGUGCUUAAGCAAUUGAUGAAGUUGGGUGGCUUUACAAAGUGGUGGACUGGG
This is a messenger RNA of Trichoderma citrinoviride, 939 nucleotides long. RefSeq lists its product as hypothetical. Bases 18 to 896 code for a protein of 292 amino acids. Lineage: Eukaryota; Fungi; Ascomycota; Sordariomycetes; Hypocreales; Hypocreaceae. The record is from RefSeq and is a predicted model, not a curated record. The transcript is spliced from 4 exons.